AUGGAAGAAUCGACGAUCCCCGACAUCUUGGAACACUUGGGUCGACUGCUGAACACACCACCAAUCUCAGUCGAGAUUUUCCCCGGAGAUGGAUAUGAGGUCGUUCAGGAUACCGACGGAACGGACGAUACCACAAGCAGGCACAAACCGUUUAUGUUCUUAGAGGACAACCUUGGAGUACCACAAAAGGUUCUUCACAAGGCGUACAUGUUCGCCGUUAGGUCAUUCGCGAAGUACAGGCGGGAGGCACGCAUCCUGGACGGAGAUCGGAAAGUCUUAGAAUCGUUGGUACACUCCUCAGCCGUCCUUCUACUGGCCAACCCUGCCCAUCAAACUGCGUUGAAUGUGCGAAAGAGGCUCGUUCUCUGUCAAGUCAUAGAUCCUGCACACGAGAUGCGAUUCGUUGCAGCGCUUCUGACAGUCCGUGAGGGUGCCAAGCAAUCCAUCUUGUGGCAUCAUCGCAGAUGGUUGUUUCGGCGUUUGUGUCUUACCCAAGAAAGCGCAGAUCCUGGAGACGUCUCUACUCCUUCGUUUCAGAGUGAUGGUUCCUUGGAAAAUGUCGCAAUACUUCCUGGAACAUUGCAGCAUGAAUUCAAAACCAUCUCGCAGGCAUGCGAGGUCUAUCCACGAAAUUACCAUGCCUGGGCCCAUCGAUAUAUUUGCUUUGACGCAUUGGUCGCGCUCCUCUCUUCGUCGUCCCCUCAGCAUAGUGAGUAUGCAGCGGUGCUGGCCGACGAGUAUACCUCCAUGCGGCAGUGGGUCGAGCGCCAUGUCUCCGAUUAUACGGCGGUACAGUAUCUCUGCAAUAUUCACACACAUCUCCCCAACCGCACUCCAGCCUCAUACUUGACACCUAGCAUUGCUGCGUGCCCAGGACGCCCCGCCCUGCUCCGGGAUGACCAUGCAAUCAUUGCGCACGCGAGAUUGCUGGUCGAGGCAUAUCCUGACCACGAGUCACUCUGGCUGUACCUUCGUAGAUCACUCACUAUUAGUCUCAAGUCUCUCGACUGCGCAUCGAGGACAGACCAGUGUGUCCUUACCUUUGCACACGAAUUUCUCGCGCAGGAGCCAGGCCGUGCAGUAACCAAUCCAUCUCUCCGUUCACUGUCGGCGGCAGACCCACGAGUUGUGCACACACAUGCCUGUCGAUUCCUCGCCUGGUAUGCACGUACAAAUGGCAGUUUGGUGCACAUUGGCGAUACGUCCGUGAAGAGCAUAGUUCUUUCGGAUAUUCAUGAUUGCGAAAUUGGGAGACUGUUGAAUCUCCAGGAGCUUUUCCGUAGGCAGAUGUAUGGCACGUCAGAGACGGUGAGAUGA
Sparassis crispa is the source of this 1317-nucleotide messenger RNA. Its product is annotated as Protein prenyltransferase alpha subunit repeat-containing protein. Gene Ontology annotation, cellular component: cytoplasm. Gene Ontology annotation, biological process: protein prenylation. The record is from RefSeq and is a predicted model, not a curated record. Gene Ontology annotation, molecular function: protein prenyltransferase activity. The transcript is spliced from 3 exons. Bases 1 to 1317 code for a protein of 438 amino acids. NCBI's taxonomy places the organism in Eukaryota, Fungi, Basidiomycota, Agaricomycetes, Polyporales, Sparassidaceae.